AUGGAGCUGCAGAGCAGGGAAGGGAAGAAAAGGUACAAAAGUGAGCUAGAAAACCUCAACAUGACUCCAGAGUUCUUUGGGUUCUACGAACUUCAUACUGGUGUGGCCAAUGCAGCAGGGAACAUUGACUGCCAGGUUCUGAGGCUCCUGAGGAUGGGGUACCACUGCCUCUGGGAAGAGGAGCAGCCUGGCACCUCCCCCCAGGCCCCCUUGGAGGCAGAGCUGUCGCUGCUGCCAGCUGCUGAACACGACCUGGUUCGUGUGGGAGCUGCCCCCAGCCCCAGGCGCAUCCUGUGCUUCACUGCCGCUGCCUCGCACCGCUGCGGCUCCGCAGGGCCUGGGCUCUGGCCUGUGCCGCUGGCUGGCAGCCAGGAGCUGUGCGGGUGCCCCUGCAGCGCUCCCUGCCAGCCCCUCGCUCUCCUCGCCGCUGCCAUCGCUGCGCUGCGGAGCUCUGCCCCGGGCACUGCCAGCCACGGGCGGCUGCGCGGGGCCGUGCGUGCCUCACAGCCCUGCGCCGGCAGCGGCGGCGCCACUCAGGGGCGCGCAGCUCGGGGGCGUCACCGCCGCGCCGCGGCCGCGCCCUGCCGCGUUCCGGCCCCGCCGGGGCGGGAGAGGUCCCCUGGGGCUGGCGCCGGUGCCGCAGGCGGUGCGGGGGGGGGGGGCGAGCGGCGGCUGCCGCUGCUGCUGCGUGCCGCGGGGCUGCAGGAGCUGUCGCUGCCUCUGCCGCCGCCGGACCGGUCCCGGUUCGCAUCGGCAGCUGCCGGCACCGCCCCCCCGGGCGCAGCUUCUCCUGCGGCUGCCGCCCGGCGCCGCGCCCUGGCUCCGCACGCCCGGAGCCGGAGGCGCCGCCGCCCGCCCCCCGCCGCCUUGCAGCUGCUGCUGCAGCGCUCCCGGCCGAGCCCGCAGCAGGAGCCGCCGCUCCCCGCACCGCCUGUGCCGCGCUGCUGCGGGCAGGGCUCCGAGCGCCCCGGGGCGGUGGCGAGCCACGGCCAGGGCACAGGGUGGCCGCGUCAGGAGCGCAGGCGUUCAGCGAGAGCCUCCUGCGGUGCCCUGGAACAAGGAGAGGAGCCAUCGCCCAGCCGUCUCACCGGCAGCGCAGGCUCCCGCAGGUGCUCGGUGCCCCUGCUCACGCCGCCGGUGCAGCUGCUGCGCAGCCGCGGGCCCAGUGUGCCCCACAUGCUCCACCCUCAGCAGCGCCUGCAGGCGCUGGAGCAGCGGCACAAGCCCCUCCGGCGCCCGGCAGCGCUGACCCCCGCCGGUCCCGCUCCCUUCCCCGCCUCCUGCCGCCCUCCCCGGGGCGGCUCCUGCGCCCACCGCUCGCCAGCAGCGCCCGCCCGGGGCCAGCGCCCCCCGGCCAGCCCAGUGCCGGUGGCUAUCAAGCACAUUAACAUCCAGAAAGAGGCAGAGGUGGUUCUCCUGAAUGAAAUCAGGUUCAUCAAGGGCAACAAGAGCCCAAACCUUGUCAACUACUUAGACAGCUACAUGGCAGGUGAGGAGCUGCUGAUUGGGAUGGAGUACCUGGAUGGAGGGUCCUUGGCCGAUGUUGUCCUGGAGCUGUGGAUAGAGGAAGAGCAGACAGCAGCCAUCUGUAGGGAGUGUCUGCAGGGCCUGGACUUCCUGCACUCCAACAGCAUCGUCCACCGUGACAUCAAAAGCUACAACAUCCUGCUGGGCAUGGACGGGGCCGUCAAAGUGGCUGACUUUGGACUCUGUGUUCAGCUCACCUCCGAGAACAGCAAGAUGAGGGAGUGCGUUGGGACCCCUCACUGGAUGGCGCCAGAGGUGGUUCAGAGGGAGCCUUAUGGUCCCAAGGUGGACAUUUGGUCCCUUGGGAUUACUGCCAUCGAGAUGGCAGAAGAAGAACCACCUUACAGCCACGAACAGUACAGCAGGGUGGGAACCCUGAUAGCCACCAAGGGGAGCCCAGAGCUGCAGAACCCAGGGCAGCUGUCAGCUGAGCUGCUGGACUUCCUGCAGCACUGCCUGGAGGUGGAUGUGCAGAGGAGAUGGUCUGCCAAGGAGCUUUUGGAGAUUUGA
This is a messenger RNA of Pogoniulus pusillus (Red-fronted tinkerbird), 2037 nucleotides long. RefSeq lists its product as uncharacterized. The record is from RefSeq and is a predicted model, not a curated record. Lineage: Eukaryota; Metazoa; Chordata; Aves; Piciformes; Lybiidae. Gene Ontology annotation, molecular function: ATP binding; protein serine/threonine kinase activity. Gene Ontology annotation, cellular component: cytoplasm. Bases 1 to 2037 code for a protein of 678 amino acids. Gene Ontology annotation, biological process: intracellular signal transduction; protein phosphorylation; regulation of actin cytoskeleton organization. The transcript is spliced from 11 exons.